AUAUAUAUAUAGAAAUGUUGAAAAAAGUUAAAAUUGAGUCAGAUGUUUUGCAUGUAUGUAUUGCUCAUGCUUUGACCAACGAAAGAGAAGAAAUAAUGGGACUAUUAAUUGGACAAGUAGAAGAUGAUGUAUCGCAUAUUCAUGCAUUAGUUUUACUUGAAAGGCUGGAUAAACAAAAAGAUCGUGUUGAGAUUUCUCCAGAACAGUUAUGCAAUGCUGCUAUGACUGCAGAAAAGUUGGGUGAACGCACACGAUUAAAACAACCAAUGAGAAUAAUUGGAUGGUAUCAUUCACAUCCACACAUCACCGUAUGGCCUUCUCAUGUUGAUGUUCAGACACAGCAUGCUUAUCAAUUAAUGGAUAAAGAUUUUAUUGGUCUUAUAGUUUCAUGUUUUAACCAAUCAGAUCAAUCGAAAAUGGGAGAAGUUCGUGUUACUUGUUUCCAGGCUGUUAAAUUUGAAGGUAAUGACAGUUACGAACGUGUAGAAAUAGAGCAAGAGAUUGUAUCUACUAAAGAAUUAAGCCAUGCAUGUUUACAGGAAUUAACUAAAUUGCCUGAAAUUUUGCUGCAGGAAGAGAUAUCUGCUUAUCAAGAAUCAUUGAGUUAUGCUGAUCAAGAUGUAUUGACGGCUGUUCAAAAUUCAGCAGUGUAUACGCAAGCAGUCACAAAAAUAAUUGAAAUAAUAUGUACCCCCAUAUUUCAGUUAAUGGAGUCUCGUCUUGCUAAAAGCAAAAUGAAGCAAAAUGAACUAAUAAGAAAAUUAAAAGUUGAAGGACGUUUGCAAAGCUAGUGUUGAAUUUUUUUUUUUUCGAUUUUGUUUACUAUGAAUUAAUCUGGUUGAAAACUUGAUUAUAUUAAA
Hydra vulgaris (swiftwater hydra) is the source of this 860-nucleotide messenger RNA. Its product is annotated as lys-63-specific deubiquitinase BRCC36. The record is from RefSeq and is a predicted model, not a curated record. Gene Ontology annotation, biological process: protein K63-linked deubiquitination; double-strand break repair. Gene Ontology annotation, cellular component: BRCA1-A complex; BRISC complex. Gene Ontology annotation, molecular function: polyubiquitin modification-dependent protein binding; cysteine-type deubiquitinase activity; metallopeptidase activity. Lineage: Eukaryota; Metazoa; Cnidaria; Hydrozoa; Anthoathecata; Hydridae.